Molecule: messenger RNA, 2301 nt
Organism: Coffea eugenioides
Lineage: Eukaryota; Viridiplantae; Streptophyta; Magnoliopsida; Gentianales; Rubiaceae
Exons: 5
Coding region: 1-2301 (766 amino acids)
Source: RefSeq, a predicted model, not a curated record
AUGGAGCAACAAGCAACCACCGAUCACUCCUUGUUGUUCGCCGCAAUGAAGAAUGAGCUAAGGCGAAUCAGUGACCAACAAAUGGAGAUGUUACACACUCGUUUUGACGAGUUGUCCAGGAGUCUUACACGAGGCUCUCGUUCUAGAUCCCACAAUCGGAGUAACCACAGCACCAAAGAGGCAAAUGGCGAAGAUUACUCCGCUAGUGAGGAUGAGGGGCGACCCGAGAGGUCUACAAGGGACACGCCCAAGAACGAACUCAAGGGGCUUAAGAUUCAAGUCCCCGCAUUCAAAGGCAAAAGUGACCCUGAAGCUUACUUAGAGUGGGAAGGCCGUAUCGAGAUGUGCCCAAACCAACGGGUCAUGCUCAUCACUCACAAUGGCGAAAUCGUGUCUGAAGAUGACGAAUGUGAGGAGAUGCCCGAACUGGUCGAAGACGACUGCCUGGAAGAGGAGUCAGCUGGGGAGGCCAGCUCGCCUACACGAGGAGAAGUAGGUUGCUUGGUGGCACGGCGAGUGCUAACCGCCCGCGUUAAGGAGGACGAGCAGCUACAACGCGAAAACCUUUUCUACACCCGCUGUAAGAUAGGCGACAAGGUGUGUAGUCUCAUCAUCGACGGUGGGAGUUGCACGAACGUGGCCAGUUUGCUCAUGGUUGAGAGUCUAAGACUCCCCACUACCAGGCAUCCAAAUCCUUACCGCCUCCAAUGGCUAAGUGAGGAUGGUGAGUGCCCAAACCAACGGGUCAUGCUCAUCACUCACAAUGGCGAAAUCGUGUCUGAUGAUGACGAAUGUGAGGAGAUGCCCGAACUGGUCGAAGACGACUGCCUGGAAGAGGAGUCAGCUGGGGAGGCUUGCUCACCUACACGAGGAGAAGUAGGUUGCUUGGUGGCACGGCGAGUGCUAACCGCCCGCGUUAAGGAGGACGAGCAGCUACAACGCGAAAACCUUUUCUACACCCGCUGUAAGAUAGGCGACAAGGUGUGUAGUCUCAUCAUCGACGGUGGGAGUUGCACGAACGUGGCCAGUUUGCUCAUGGUUGAGAGUCUAGGACUCCCCACUACCAGGCAUCCAAAUCCUUACCGCCUUCAAUGGCUAAGUGAGGAUGGUGAGGUACGAGACUUCAAACAGGUACGCAUUCCCUUUUCAAUUGGUACUUACACUGAUGAAAUCGUGUGCGACGUAGUACCAAUGCAUGCUACGCAUAUCAUUUUGGGAAGGCCCUGGCAAUUUGACAAACACGUCACAUUCGAUGGAAGAGCAAAUAAGUACACACUUUUGCACGAUGGCAAACGUAAGGUCCUUACACCUCUCACACCUGCACAAGUUUAUGAGGACCAACUACUAUUGCAAAGGGAGUGUGAACAAGACCGUCAAAGGAGGAAACUAAAGGCGGUGGGCCAAGGUCCGUGCACACAUCAUCAAGGGAGCACACCUAGGGGUAUACAUGACAAAUCACCUACCGCACCUACCACUAGGAAGCACAACAUGAUUAUUAAGGCUAAAGAUGUUAGAAAAGUGGUGAACUCUAAUCAGCCUAUACUUCUCAUGAUUUGCAAGCAUGUGCUCUUGGAUGUUGCUGAGCUCGACAAGGUGUUGCCUGUGAGCAUAGUUGUUCUUUUAGAAGAAUUUGAGGAUGUUUUCCCUAACGAGGUCCCUGAUGGCUUACCACCCAUUCGGGGAAUUGAACACCAAAUCGACCUCAUUCCUGGAGCACCAUUGCCCAACAAACCUGCUUACCGCAUGGGCCCUGAGGAGACCAAGGAGCUUCAAAGGCAAGUUGAUGGCCUCUUAGGUAAGGGUUGGGUAAAGGAAAGUCUAAGUCCUUGCGCUGUGCCUGUGAUACUUGUUCCCAAAAAGGACGGUACUUGGCGCAUGUGCACUGACUGUCAGGCUGUGAACGCUAUCACUGUCAAAUAUCGUCAUCCCAUUCCUAGACUUGAUGAUAUGCUUGAUGAACUCAAUGGUGCCAUUAUUUUCACCAAAAUAGACUUAAGGAGCGGCUAUCAUCAAAUUCGGAUGAAAGAAGGCGACGAGUGGAAAACAGCCUUCAAAACCAAACAUGGUCUCUAUGAGUGGCUAGUCAUGCCUUUUGGCUUAACUAAUGCCCCUAGCACCUUCAUGCGACUAAUGAACCAUGUGUUGAGACACUUUAUUGGCAAGUUUGUCAUUGUUUACUUUGAUGACAUCCUGAUCUAUAGUCGUAGUGAGCAUGAGCACCUAGAGCAUGGGCAUCAAGCGAGACAUGGAGCAACAAGCAACCACCGAUCACUCCUUGUUGUUCGCCGCAAUGAAGAAUGA